This is a messenger RNA of Cydia fagiglandana, 1785 nucleotides long. RefSeq lists its product as uncharacterized. Lineage: Eukaryota; Metazoa; Arthropoda; Insecta; Lepidoptera; Tortricidae. The record is from RefSeq and is a predicted model, not a curated record. The coding region runs from base 59 to 1261 and encodes 400 amino acids. The transcript is spliced from 2 exons.
CGACUCGUAGUGUAUCACUAGUGCUCGAGAUCAAGACUACAAUAUAGCGUUCAUCAAAAUGGAAGCGCCGUUCAAAGUUCUAUCCACUGGUGACUAUAUUCUACCGCCGCCUUUACAAGAUUCCAUCAACAAAAUCGUAGAAAAUGAAGGAUAUAUAUCUCAUAAAACUAUCAAUAGGGCGAUCUCGACUAGCGGUGGUAACUUUUUGGGAAAACUGUACGAAGUUGACAUUAAAGGAAAAACUGCGGACGGCGAUAAAGAGAUCAACAUCUUUAUUAAAAAUAAAACAGAUGACAUGCAAAUGGGCAUACUUGAUAUUGCAGAAUGUUACAGAUUGGAGACCUUCUUCUACGGACAUCUCUCAAAACUGUACGAUGAUAUACAGAAUAAAACUAAUAUUCCAGUUGAAGAAAGAUACAAUAUAAUUAAAAGUUACGAUGCUAUGAAUCCGAACGCUAUAAUUCUGGAGAACCUCGCUAAAAAGGGCUUCACGACUGUUCAUCGAAUGGAGGUCGCUUCUCUUAAGUUUGCACAACUUUCUGUCCAGCAGCUGGCCAGGUUCCACGGCUUGUCCUGGGUCUUGGAAAAACAACAUCCUGAAUACUUUGCAAAGAAAAUUAAGUGUUUGAAAACUACAGUUAUAUUUAAUGAGGAGUACCAAAAGUUCAUAGACAAUAUGGUCAUUUAUACGGACAAAUGUUUGGAUUCGGAACAGAAAGCUGUACUGUACAAAUUCAAAUCCCGCGUUAUGGAGACCUUGAAAAAGAAUGUCAUCGAAAACGCUGGAAGUAGAUGCUGCUUAUGUCAUGGAGACUACAGGGCGAAUAAUAUUCUCGUGAAAAAAGAUGGCGAUAGCAUAACUGAAGUCAAAGUAGUGGACUAUCAGAUGCUCUACUACGGGUGUCCCGUCAUGGAUUUCAUAUAUUUCAUCUUCCCCUGCACCGACCAAGAGUUCAGAAGAAAACAUCUUGACGAUCUGAAAGAUCUGUAUUACGAAAGUUUAAGAAAGUUCCUUAAAUAUUUUAACAUGGACGUUGAGUCAUUGUACCCACGGCGGGAAUUUGAAACAGAGUACAAGAAAAGACUAGAUUGUGGUCUAGCUUUUGGCCUUUUGAUAACUCCUAUACUCUUCACUGAAGACGAUGACGUCCCUGACCUUGCUAAAGAUGAUUUGGGAACAAUUUCUGUUACUCCAGAUAUAAAAAUGGAUGAAAGGAUUAGAGGUCUUGUAGAUGAUUUCGAAAAGUGGGGUAUAUUGUGAGGAAAUACUAUUGUACUUACUGGUUUAUUUAAUCGUUAUUAUUUUAGCUGUAUCACAGAAUAAAUAAUAGUACUAGGUACAGAAGACUCACUCUCUAACAAAACGCGUCUGUUACGAUCAGCAGAGAUAUGGCUGCUAGGUGGCGACAGCGCCACGCGCGGCUUAUGGCUUUCCCCAAAAUUGGGAUGGAACGGAUGUACUUUUAGCUACCUGUAGCAAAGCGAUGAAAUCGCGGAGUGAGCCACGCCUAGCUGUAUCAUUUAUGACACUCAGAGGACAAUUCGAACAUAUACUGACAUCAGAAUGAUAUUUGUUAUUAUGUUAUUUACAUAGCUAUCGUGCCUCUUGCCUGCGAAAGUACAUGUACGAACAAGUAUGAACGAAAUGCACAGAAACGAAUGAUAGCAGUUAAAUGCCAUUCUGAUAUCAGUGUUCGUUCGAAUUGGCUGGUCUAUUGUUUGUUCUUGAGUUAUGGAUGAUUUUAAUGUAUUUAUUAUAUAUUUUAUUAUAUUUUUAUUUUAUUA